Messenger RNA from Sphenostylis stenocarpa, 1053 nucleotides. The record is from the annotation of a GenBank genome assembly. NCBI's taxonomy places the organism in Eukaryota, Viridiplantae, Streptophyta, Magnoliopsida, Fabales, Fabaceae.
AUGAAAGAGUUUUUCAACCCAUCAGGGACGUCAAUUCUUGUACCAUCAGUUCAAGAGUUGGCUAAGCAGAAUUUGGCAACUGUUCCACGCAGGUACAUUCAGCCUCAGCAUGGAGAAGAAACGGUGCUCAUUUCUCACGAAGUUGAUGCUACCCUUCAGAUUCCAGUUAUUGACAUGCAGAGGUUGCUUUCACAACAAUCUGGGAGCUCAGAAUUGGCCAAGCUCCACCUUGCUUGCAAGGAAUGGGGAUUCUUCCAGAAAGUGAAGUUGGAGAUUGAAGAUUUCUUCAACCUUCCAAUGUCUGAGAAGAAAAAGUUCUGGCAAACUCCACAGCACGUGGAGGGUUUCGGACAAGCAUUUGUUUUGAGUGAAGAUCAAAAGCUUGAUUGGGCUGACAUGUUCUACAUGGUCACCCUUCCAAAGCACUCGAGAAUGCCCCACUUAUUUCCAAACCUCCCUCUUCCCUUCAGAGACACUCUAGAAGUUUACUCACAGAAAAUGAAAGAUCUAGCCAUGGCUAUAAUUGGGCACAUAGGAAAAGCAUUGGAGAUAGAAGAGAUGGAAAUAAGGGAAAUAUUUGAAGAUGGGAUACAAAUGAUGAGGAUGAACUAUUACCCUCCAUCGCCUGAACCAGAAAAAGUUAUUGGCCUGACCAAUCAUUCGGAUCCAGCAGGUCUCACCAUACUCUUACAGAUCAAUGAAGUAGAUGGGCUACAAAUAAGAAAACAUGGCGUGUGGGUUCCUCUUAAGUCCUUGCCUAACUCCUUUGUUGUCAAUCUUGGUGACAUCAUAGAGAUUAUUACAAAUGGAAUAUAUCGAAGUAUUGAGCAUCGAGCAACAGUGAACUCUGAAAAAGAAAGGCUUUCAAUUGCAACAUUCUAUAGCCCUAAUCAAGAUGCUGAAAUAGGUCCUUGGAAAAGUUUGAUCAAUGAAGAAACACCAUCACUGUUCAAAAGAAUUAGAGUAGAUCAAUAUUUUAAGAAUUUUUUUUCUCGGAAACUUGAAGGAAAGUCUCACAGAGAUGCCAUGAGAAUAGAGCAUCAUAUCAAUUGA